GAGCUGAGUCAACUAUUCCAAUCAAAUGAUAUUGAGCACGUUUCCCGUCUCUUCUCGAGAAAGAAGUGGGGUAUUUCUUUGCAAAAUUGUGCUCAAUUUCAUAUGUGGCAAUUCCGUCAAGAUCUCUUCGUUAGUUGGGGGAAGAAUCCGCACGAAUCGGAUUUUUUGAGGAACGUAUCCAGAGAGAAUUGGAUUUGGUUAGACAAUGUGUGGUUGGUAAGCAAGGAUCGGUUUUUUAGCAAGGUACGGAAUGUAUCGUCAAAUAUUCAAUAUGAUUCCACAAGAUCUAUUUUCGUUCAAGUAAGGGAUUCUAGCCAAUUGAAAGGAUCUUCUGAUCAAUCCAGAGAUCGUUUCGAUUCCAUUAGUAAUGAGGAUUCGGAAUAUCACACAUUGAUCAAUCAAAGAGAGAUUCAACAACUAAAAGAAAGAUCGAUUCUUUGGGAUCCUUCCUUUCUUCAAACGGAACGAACAGAGAUAGAAUCAGACCGAUUCCCGAAAUGCCUUUCUGGAUAUUCCUCAAUGUCCCGGCUAUUCACGGAACGUGAGAAGCAGAUGAAUAAUCAUCUGCUUCCGGAAGAAAUCGAAGAAUUUCUUGGGAAUCCUACAAGAUCAAUUCGUUCUUUUUUCUCUGACAGAUGGUCAGAACUUCAUCUGGGUUCGAAUCCUACUGAGAGGUCCACUAGAGAUCAGAAAUUGUUGAAGAAAGAACAAGAUGUUUCUUUUGUCCCUUCCAGGCGAUCGGAAAAUAAAGAAAUGGUUGAUAUAUUCAAGAUAAUUACGUAUUUACAAAAUACCGUCUCAAUUCAUCCUAUUUCAUCAGAUCCGGGGUGUGAUAUGGUUCCGAAGGAUGAACCGGAUAUGGACAGUUCCAAUAAGAUUUCAUUCUUGAACAAAAAUCCAUUUUUUGAUUUAUUUCAUCUAUUCCAUGACCGGAACAGGGGGGGAUAUACGUUACACCACGAUUUUGAAUCAGAAGAGAGAUUUCAAGAAAUGGCGGAUCUAUUCACUCUAUCAAUAACCGAGCCGGAUCUGGUGUAUCAUAAGGGAUUUGCCUUUUCUAUUGAUUCCUACGGAUUGGAUCCAAAAAAAUUCUUGAAUGAGGUAUUCAACUCCAGGGAUGAAUCGAAAAAGAAAUCUUUAUUGGUUCUACCUCCUAUUUUUUAUGAAGAGAAUGAAUCUUUUUAUCGAAGGAUCAGAAAAAAAUCGGCCCGGAUCUCCUGCGGGAAUGAUUUGGAAGGUCCAAAACCAAAAAGAGUGGUAUUUGCUAGCAACAACAUAAUGGAGGCAGUCAAUCAAUAUAGAUUGAUCCGAAAUCUGAUUCAAAUCCAAUAUAGCACCUAUGGAUACAUAAGAAAUGUAUCGAAUCGAUUCUUUUUAAUGAAUAGAUCCGAUCGCAACUUCGAAUAUGGAAUUCAAAGGGAUCAAAUAGGAACUGAUACUCUGAAUCAUAGAACUAUAAUGAAAUAUACGAUCAACCAACAUUUCUCGAAUUUGAAAAAGAGUCAGAAGAAAUGGUUUGAUCCUCUUAUUUCUCGAACCGAGAGAUCCAUGAAUCGGGAUCCUGAUGCAUAUAGAUACAAAUGGUCCAAUGGGAGCAAGAAUUUCCAGGAACAUUUGGAACAUUUCGUUUCUGAGCAGAAGAGCCGUUUUCAAGUAGUCUUCGAUCGAUUACGUAUUAAUCAAUAUUCGAUUGAUUGGUCCGAGGUUAUCGACAAAGAAGAUUUGUCUAAGUCACUUCUCUUUUUGUCUAAGUCACUUCCCUUUUUCUUUGUGAGUUUCGGGAAUAUCCCCAUUCAUAGGUCCGAGAUCCACAUCUAUGAAUUGAAAGGUCCGAAUGAUCAACUCUGCAAUCAGUUGUUAGAAUCAAUAGGUCUUCAAAUCGUUCAUUUGAAUAAAUUGAAACCCUUCUUAUUGGCUGAUCAUGAUACUUCCCAAAAAUCGAAAUUCUUGAUCAAUGGAGGAACAAUAUCACCAUUUUUGUUCAAUAAGAUACCAAAGUGGAUGAUUGACUCAUUCCAUACUACAAAUAAUCGCAGGAAAUCCUUUGAUAACACUGAUUCCUAUUUCUCAAUGAUAUCCCACGAUCGAGACAAUUGGCUGAAUCCCGUGAAACCAUUUCAUAGAAGUUCAUUGAUCUCUUCUUUUUAUAAAGCAAAUCGACUUCGAUUCUUGAAUAAUCCACAUCACUUCUGGUUCUAUUGUAACAAAGAUUCCCUUUUUAUGUGGAAAAGGCCCGUAUCAAUAAUUAUGAUCUUACGUAUGGACAAUUCCUCAAUAUCUUGUUCAUUCGCAACAAAAUAUUUUCUUUGUGCGUCGGUAAAAAAAAAACAUGCUUUUUUGGAGAGAGAUACUAUUUCACUAAUCGAGUCACAGGUAUCUAACAUAUUCAUACCUAACGAUUUUCCACAAAGUGGUGGCGAAACGUAUAACUUGUACAAAUCUUUCCAUUUUCCAAUUCGAUCCGAUCCAUUCGUUCGUAGAGCUAUUUACUCGAUCGCAGACAUUUCUGGAACACCCCUAACAGAGGGGCAAAUAGUCAAUUUUGGAAAGAACUUAUUGUCAACCUCUUUCAGAUUGAAUUAUCUGAUUCAAGAACUUAUCAGUAUCUCAAUUUCAAUUCAAACAUGGGUUUGA
Molecule: messenger RNA, 2634 nt
Organism: Telopea speciosissima
Lineage: Eukaryota; Viridiplantae; Streptophyta; Magnoliopsida; Proteales; Proteaceae
Product: protein Ycf2-like
Exons: 1
Coding region: 103-2634 (843 amino acids)
Source: RefSeq, a predicted model, not a curated record